GCGCCGCUAGGACAAACGCAACGUUGUUUUUACGCGCCAUUUUCGGUGCUGGGCUGGAGCUGGAGCUGGAGCUGGAGUUGGAUGGCGAGCGCACUUCGCCGGGCGGCUCUGGUGUGAAGCCCGGCCGCUCCCCCCACCCCCGUCUACACGCGGGAUAAUAAUGCUGCUGCCUUCCGACGUAGCGAGACUUGUCUUGGGAUAUCUGCAGCAGGAAAAGCUUUCUAAUACUUGCAGAGCCUUAAUACUGGAAAGCCAUGAUCUAAAGGAAUAUGCUGAACACAGUACUGACGAUGGGGUGGUCCCUGCUUGUUUACUGUCACUGUUUGGAAAGAACUUGAAAACUAUACUUAAUGAAUAUGUUGUUAUGAAGGCAAAAGAUUCAAUGCCAGAAGCUCCUGCUGUUUUGCCAUCUUUGUGGAGGAAAUUGGAGUAUACUCUUUCUCAAAUCAGGAGCUUGCAACAGAGCUCUGUUGCACUUGCUGCAAACCAAAGAGCUCGAACAAAAAAUGCUUUGAAUGAAUUGAGACGCCAAGGGAACUAUUCUUCAAGGCAGACACCCAGGAUUAACUCUGGCCUUUUGGCAAUAUCUUCAGAAACAGAGCAGAGGAUUAUCACACCUUUGUCAGCAAGCCCAGUGGUCAUUGCACACAGUUCUGGAACCAGUCCACACAUUCCACAAGCUAGACUGGACAGUUAUGCAUGCCAAAUCCACACGCAAGAUGCAAAUCAUCCUGCCAUUAAAUCAGCUGGUGAAGCUCUUCAUGUUGUUGUUUCUGGACCUUGUGAUCGAAGAUUACAAUCUGAGCAUAUUUCUCCAGGGAAACGAAAAUGUGAUUCUCCUCGCAAAAGAAGUGGCUUUGUGUCAGUGCAGAAUUCAGCUACCAGAAGUGUAUACAAUGAAGUGGAAGAAUGCCAAGUUGAAAUUGCUGGUGAAAGUUUUCCACAAAGAGUCAUCGAAAACGCCAGAGAGAAAAUCCUGAAAGAUCAAUCUCUUCUAGAAAAACUUGCGGAAAACAUUAACAAAGUUAUGUACAGUGAGUCUUGUGCUGGACAUCCUACAAAGCCAUCUGACAGUAGUAGUACAUCACCGGAUCAGUCCAUUGAUGAAAUCCUAGGCCUCGGGGAUGAAGUCCACAUGUCUGACGAAGCUAUUCACGAUAUCUUGGAGCAGACCGAGUCAGAUCCAGCAUUUCAGGCUUUGUUUGAUCUCUUUGAUUAUGGCAAGUCUAAAAAAAGUGAAGACUCAGAUAAAGGACCAUCCGAUCAGAACAAUAUGAAUGAAAUGGAAAAUAGUGCAAAUACUGCAUAUCUGGGCAAAUUUAGUACAUUUCCAACUGCGGGAUUAGGUAACUUGGUACCUUUACCUUCAACAAUCUCCGAGAAUGAGCCAAAUAGUUACACAAACAAGAGCAAAGAUGAUGGAGCAACACAUAGUACCAAAAUAUCUACAGAAUCAACUUUAACUACAAAAUCCAAAAUAAAUGAAAAUCAGAUUCUUCCAAACCUCAGUACAGCUGAUGCAAACAAAUCUGUGGUUUCAAUGGAUAGUCGGAGUUCCAGCUCUCAGGGAAACAGAAGUAGUAGUUGGAGCACUGGAGAAGCUACUUCUGUAUCAGAUCUUCCUACAUCUGCAGCUGUAAUCCAGUCAACUUUAUCAACAUCACUAGGAACAGGGGAUGUUGCUGAAAUGGAAAUUAGGACUCGGAAUCCAUCUGCUUGCAAUGAAAAAACACAUCAAUCUCCAGUUGUGCAACAGCAGCCCCCUGAGGAUACUCUGGCUAUUGAAGAGUUAAAUAAUCAGAGUGAGAAAACUGAAUCGCUAUCCAUAAUCGUAAGUCAAAAUGGGCUUGCUUCAGAAGCUAGUGAUAUAUCUCCAAUUUGUGAUACGAACGAACCAAACGCCGCUACAAGUCAAUCUAAACAUGAAGUGCCGGCAAUCAAAGCACUCGGAGCUACAAAGACAAGUGUUGAGACUGGAGCUGGAGUUUGUAAUGUACCGGCAUCAACUAGUACUGAAACAUCAGUUCAAUCAACUUUUGCAGUACAGAAAAGUUCUGGUGAUUCUUUUAUUGCUGUGGUGGCAAGUCAGCAAAAUAUUUUGCACAUGUCAAGAGUAUCUAGAAGUCCUGCUUUAGCCACUGAAACACAGUCUCAAGCUCUUCUUUCUUCUUUCCCAGAAACAUCAAAUAGUUCUGCUGUAAGUUCUAGUUCGGUGAACUUUCUUACAUCUGAUGCAGUAAAAACGAGCGUGGUUUCCGUGGACGUAGAGAUGCCUGAUCGGAUGGAGCCAGUUUCUUCCUCCGUUUCAUCUUCCAAGUCAAACUCUGAGAAUAAGGUCACAACCUUACAACCAAAUUUUGUUAGCUCCGGCUCGAAUCCUGUAACUGAGAGUGUUUCAACUAACAUGAUGCCCAGGUCGACUGUCACUGCCACUUCUGCAAACUCUGAGGUUAUCUCCACGUCUAAAGUUUCAAAUGCUGAACCUUCCAGCACCAUGGAGGUAGAUCCCACAAAUAUAGUCACACUCAAGAUAAUUAUUAGUGACGAUCCCAAACAAUUAUCUUCAGAUACAGAGUUAAAUAAUGCUGUGUCCAGUAUUACAAAUGAAAAUGUGCCAACAAUCGUAUUGUCUUCUCCAGGUGGUUCCCCCAUAAAAGGCAAAGAGUUAAGCCAUGCUGGAAGUAGCAAUUGUGUUGCUGUUACAGAAACUAUCUCCAGGCACAAUUUGCGCACGAGAAAUGAAGAGACGGAAAGUGCUGUGAGUAGUUUGGAAAUGCCAGAGGAGCCCGAGAGCAGUGUGCAAAAUGUUGUGUGUGCUGAUGUGGAAACUAUGCCCACGCAAAGCAUAACCUCCAGUAACGUGACUGUCACUGCACCACCUCAGACUAACAAUACUCUGUCCAUUCAAAAUCCACGGGGCCGAAGAAAAGACACUGGGCUUGUACAAUUGUUGCCCGCUGCCACCACAUUUGGGCAGUCCAGCAAUGUUCUUAUAGCGGCUUGUGUGCAAGAUUCUGCAGGACAACCUUUGAUGAAAGGAGAUGAAUCUAGUAACAGUAACGCUUUCAUUUUGGAUCACCGUGGGGGUUCUGCAAAAGUCUUGCUGCUACCGAGCAGCUCUGCCUCUACAACCAUAACAACAUCAGUUCCUCGGGCUUUAUCUACACCUCCAAGGCCAAGCACUGUAUUUCCCAUGGGGCAGCCUGUAUCUUCGAGUUUUUCACAAGGUUCAACUUUUUUUAUCACAUCCCCUGUUCAGCCAGUGCUACAAGGUGUAAUGGGAAUGAUUCCAGUUUCAAUAAUGGGUCCUAAUAGUCUAACUUCAUUCACGAUGUCACCCCAACAGCAGGUUCUCCGUAUGCCAGUAUCCUCUUCACUUGGAAAAAAAUGCAGCAGAUUCAGCAAACUUCCCAUUUCGAGGAAACCACCACAGCUAGCAGUUCAACCAAGCACCAUAAGUACAGGACAGUCAUCUGUAAUUGGCACAUUCAUCUCAAUAGAUUCAUCAAUAACACAAAAUACAAACCAGCCCCAGAGGAGUGAAAACUCAGAUUUACGACCUGCAGACCAAGCAGGAAAAUCAAAAGAGCGACCGGUGGAGAUAUCCAGUGCAUCAAGCUCAACAUUGAAAACACAGCACCAUAGACGUGUGCUCUGCUUUGAUCACGCAUCUUCCACAGAAUCAGGUCAACCAACCAUCGAAUCCAAUGCUAGUCAAGAAAAGGAGGAGAAUUGCGCAGAUAAUAAAAGUCAACCGGACAGACUAUUUGUUUUCCAAAACAAGGAGCGAUCUGAAAGGACAGAUGCAGGAAUUAAUAAAGGGAGAGAACUACAGAGCAAGUCAGAGAAAAAUAAAAAUUCAUCUUCAGGCCCACCUCAUGAUUCAUUCCACAAAGCAACAGCAAAUAAGGAAAACAAAGCAAUCAGGGACCAGGUUAGACAAAGAAGUCGAGAAACUUCAGAUCCUUCAAAUGCACAGAUGCAAAAAAAAGGCACUCAAAGUGACCGAACUAAUUCUCAGACAGAAUUGCCGAAGGAUGGCGUAAGCAAAAUUCCUGAGUCUCAUCAAGAAAGCAAAAAGGUAAACACUGCUCUUGUGGUCGCCCCAGAUAUUGCUUCUAAAAGGAAUGCAGAUAAAAGUGAUAGUUUUAGUCUGACGAGCACACUGACCAAACAGGCGGCCGAAAUGCUCCAAGACAUGCAGAGGCAAAGCCCUGUCCCAAAGCAAACUAGCAAUGGCGACUUAUGUGCGCCCAGGACACCAGGCUCUGCUUUACAUGAAAGUCCAGAUGAUUGUUUGGAUGUUCAACAGACUCCACAAAAUAAAGGACAUGGAGAUGAAAGGGCAUCGCCGAGAGUAAUGAUACCUCCUACAACCCCAGACAUACCAACGUGUAGCCCGGCAAGCGAAGCAGGAAGUGAAAACAGUGUUAGUAUGGCUGCACACACACUCAUGAUUCUCUCAAGGGCAGCGAUUGCAAGGACUGCUGGUACCACACCUCUGAAAGAUAAUACAUGUCAAAUCAGAUCACCACUUAGCCAGACAAAGAAAAGAAAGCUGGACGAACAGGAGGAAGAAUAUAAACAGCAAUCUUUAUCCAGAAAGACAGACCUUCAAAAUUCCAAUUCUCCUGGAAGGAAGAAAAGGUCAAAGUCACAUAAACAUAAGAGAAAGAAACACCUCGACUCUUUUCCUGUUGAAAUGGAUGUAGAUAAGUUUUUGAGUUCACUUCAAUAUGAUGAAUGAUCCUACAGAAUUCAAUAUUGCCUUAAGCUGAACUAAGGAACAGAACAACCCUUGCAUCCUUCAGUUCACUAUACUCAUUGAUUUCCUUGUAUUUCUGACAUUAUAAAAUUUUGAAUGAGUUAUAUUAGCACUUAAAAUUUCAUUUGAAAUUUUAGAUAUUUGCAAGGUCAUCUUGACAUUGAGUAGUUAAAGAGCAAGUAUUGUAGAAAGUGAUAACUAAACUUUUCCCAUACAUGCUUGUUUGGAACUUGUGUUGUAUAUUCUAAAUUACAAUUGUUGAAUGCUGUGUAAAUACUGUAAAGCUGUAAACUGUAAUUAUAAAUCUACCUUAAGGAA
Leucoraja erinaceus (little skate) is the source of this 5083-nucleotide messenger RNA. RefSeq names its product nuclear protein, ataxia-telangiectasia locus (gene npat). Lineage: Eukaryota; Metazoa; Chordata; Chondrichthyes; Rajiformes; Rajidae. Gene Ontology annotation, molecular function: protein binding; transcription coregulator activity. The record is from RefSeq and is a predicted model, not a curated record. The transcript has 18 exons. The coding region runs from base 161 to 4747 and encodes 1528 amino acids. Gene Ontology annotation, cellular component: nucleus.